CUGGUUAGACCUGUUCCUACAUCUAUGGAGUUUCAUCUAGACAGUGCAGAAUACUGCCAAGCACAGCACAAAUAAAAAGGAAAAGAGUUGGAACUUGUUGCAAGCGCGUCCAGUUGAGAGACAGUUAGACAGGAGAUAGCAGCGAUAGCGCGCGGUACGAGAGAGCGAGCGAGUUUUAGCGUAGAAACAUUUUUCGAAUUUUCUUUAAAAAAAAAAAAAAAACUAAUUGGAGUUUCAAGCAAGUGUUUGCUGAGGCAGCAAGAAAUAAAGAGAGCAACUACAAAAAGCGCGCAUAUCAGAAGAAUUGGUAUACAUAAUUUCGUUUUAGCUAAAACAAGCAAGAGAAAGCAAAAAGCAACAAAAAGAGCUAAUUAAUUGACAGAAUUAUUGCGAACAUAACUUGUUCUACAAUUAAAGAGUAAUUAAACUACAACAACUAAACGCCAACAGCGAUUUCGAAACGGCAGAAAAUCAGGCAGGUUUUUUGCAAGAAACAACAACAAAAAAGAAAGAAAAGCUAUAAAGAAAAACUAUUUUGGAAAACUUUUUCUAAUUAUUUUUUGUGAUAAUUUUAAGCUAAAAAUAUAAUACCAACAACAACUCAUUAACACCAAAAACUAAAAAAAAAAACAAAUCUACUAAACUUUACUUAAUUUUAAAUUUUUGCGCUAAUUACAAAACAAUUUCCGUAUAUAAGCUUCAAUUUGCACAUUAAAUACUUAAAUUAUAUUUAUACAAAAUAUUUACAAGAAAAACAAAAACAACAACAAAAUUAAUUGGCAUAAACUGCUGCAAGUGUUGCACACACAUUCCGAUUUAUUGAGAGUAAACAAAAGCAAAAGAAAGCAAAAAGAAAAGAGAAAACAAACUUUUAGUCCAGUUUGUGACAGAAGUUUCCAUUAUAUUUAUACUUUGGAGCGAUCACUGUCAAAUUUGUAACAAAAACAGUGGACGCGCAGCUUCCAAAGCGAAAUAUUUACAAAGCCGCUAACCUAACCUACAAAGUCAAGGAGAAAACAUAGGCAAAACAACAAAACACCUCAGCGCUUGAAAGUAAAAGACAGCCGAAGAGCAUAAAGCUAAAGUGCGGAGCGUGAGCGCUAAAAUAACAACGUACUUCUAUAAAAAUUAAUAUAUUUAAUACCAAAAGAAGAAGAACACAAAACUCUUAACUGCCUGUCUACAAGUACACAAUUAUACAAGCCUAUUGUAUAUUGCAUACGAACGCAUAAAUAAUUUCUUAUUUGUGUUAAAGUCGUAAAUUAAUGAGCAACAUGCGUCAAAAGGAUUUGCGCCCAGCACCAGCUCUUAUUGAGUUUAAGGGCAUGAAGUUCCUAAUCACCGAUCGGCCAUCAGAUGUCACCAUCCAUCAUUAUAUAACGGAGCUCAAAAAGAACAACGUCAGCACUGUUGUGCGCGUAUGCGAGCCCAGCUAUAAUACGGAUGAGCUCGAAGCUCAAGGCAUUACAGUUAAGGAUUUAGCAUUCGAAGAUGGCACUUUUCCGCCACCUCAAGUUGUUGAUGAAUGGUUCGAGAUUUUGAAGCAAAAGUAUCAACAAAAUCCGGAAGCUUGCGUUGCUGUACAUUGCGUUGCCGGUUUGGGACGUGCACCGGUUUUGGUCGCAUUAGCGCUGAUUGAAUUGGGACUCAAGUAUGAGGCAGCUGUGGAGAUGAUAAGAGAUAAACGACGAGGCGCCAUCAAUGCCAAACAAUUGUCAUUCUUGGAACGGUAUAAGCCCAAGGCAAGGCUAAAGCACAAAAAUGGGCACAAGAAUUCAUGUUGCGUGCAAUAGAUUUUCCAAAACCAUAUAAAUUCCCACCAGAUGAAAAGUGUUCAUUUUUAAAGAAGAAAAACAAAAACAAAACAAAAAACAAACAGAGGUUUUAAAAACCAAUAAAUGUGAAAUAUACUACAUUAAUUAAAACAGCAAACAGCAGCAGUAGCAUCAGCAACAACAACAACAACAACAACAAUAGUAACAACGCAAUACAACAACAACAACAACAAAAACAGCAAUAAAAAAUGAGAAAAUGCCCCCAAGUGCAUGAACACUGAAAGGCAAACGCAGUCAUCGUAGCAACAGCAACAACAACAAUAACAACGAGGCAAACAACCAAUGCAUUGGAACACACUCGUCACCUUUUUUUGCAGACAGCGCAAACACAAUCAAUCAAUUAUAUAAUACAAAUAUAAAUAUGUGAAAAACUGGCAACACACCAUUAGACAGCAGUAAGCAGCAACUGUAACAACAACAAAAAACACCAACUACGAUCAGCUUAAAAUAUUGCAGCAUACAACUAGGCGCUUAAACAACGCCGCUUCUACACUUUCUGCUGCGCGCUUAACCUACGCUAGCAACUGUAAAAUAUGUAAACCUGCCGCUUGGCGCUUUUCUCUACUUUCUCCUAAUAUUUACGGCGCGUGGCAGUGUGUGACGUGUUUGAGAAUGUAUGUGUGUGUGUGUGUGUGUGUUAGCAUAUUGUUAAUUGUACUUCCAAAAAACGCAUACACGCACACCGCGGCACAGGCGCUUGCUGUCACGCGCAUGUAAACUACAACAACAAUAGCAAUAGCAACACAACACUUAAACUCUGACAAUGAACGCCAACACUUUUUUGACUUUAAAGUUCACUUUUUAUUUGAUGAUAAUUAUAUAAUGAUGUUCUAACAAGAAUGAAGCAGCAAGAUAUUUGAAUUUUAUUUUUAUUUUUUGUUUUUAAUUAAAGUUAAGGCAUAUAAAAUAAAAAGGAAAAAAAGCUUAAAAAUUAAAAAAUUAAAAAAAUGAUGAAAAAUUAAAAAUGUUUUUUGUAAGUGCAACAGCAACAACAACACAGAGCUAGUAAACUGAGAAUGUAAAGACGCAAAACGAAAACAAUUUAAUUAUUAGUUUUAAUGUUAAAUAAAGCAAGAGCAGAAGAAGAAAAAAGUAAAUAAUAUUUAUAUACAUACUAACAAAAUACAAUGCGUAGUUUUGUUUUUGUUUUCGUUUCCUUUGUUCCUUUUUUCGUUUUUGGUUUCUUUACAUAAUUUCAAAUUAAUUUUCUUCACUAAACUCUCUUGAAAUUUUUGUUUUUGUAAACAAUUAGUGUGUACGUACUCUUGUAUUUGUACUUAUAAAACAAUUGUAAGCAUUAUGCAUAUGUGCAACAAUAAAAAAUACAAAUAAAACACAUUAUAAUAUUAAUAAAUAAAAUGAAAACAAAAAAGAAAACAAAUUUGUAAUGAAAUGUAAGGAAAAUCGAUUAUGUAUGAUAUGCGCAACAAUAAACAAGUAGAAAUCGCUAAAAUUGUUAAGUAAACAUAAAGAAUCAAACAAAAAAAA
Molecule: messenger RNA, 3323 nt
Organism: Bactrocera oleae (olive fruit fly)
Lineage: Eukaryota; Metazoa; Arthropoda; Insecta; Diptera; Tephritidae
Gene: PRL-1
Product: PRL-1 phosphatase
Biological process (GO): protein dephosphorylation
Cellular component (GO): nucleus; cytoplasm
Molecular function (GO): protein tyrosine phosphatase activity
Source: RefSeq, a predicted model, not a curated record